Molecule: messenger RNA, 1989 nt
Organism: Ophidiomyces ophidiicola
Lineage: Eukaryota; Fungi; Ascomycota; Eurotiomycetes; Onygenales; Onygenaceae
Exons: 2
Coding region: 1-1989 (662 amino acids)
Biological process (GO): magnesium ion transmembrane transport; intracellular magnesium ion homeostasis
Cellular component (GO): plasma membrane
Molecular function (GO): magnesium ion transmembrane transporter activity
Source: RefSeq, a predicted model, not a curated record
AUGAGCGAAUCACCCAGGUCGGAGAAGUGCCAAACUAGGUACAGCACUCCUGUUCCCGAACUUGACGAUCAUCGCUUUCAGCCUGAAUCGCUACCAAGAGCGGAUACGAUGGAGAAUACCGCACCGAGGCCAAAUAUCCCCCAAGUUCUUACAUCACAUGCAGACGAGCAACCUAGUAUCAGCCACGUACGGGAUGCCUUACUAGAUGGAUCUUUGAAAGUUCGGGAUUUUGAACAAGCUAUCGUUGAUGAUGACCAUUCAAUUCAAGAAUUUGACCGUCUGGGAGGCAGACGUCCGUCUUUGAGCCCUGCAGCGGUGCGAUCCCAUAGGCGCAAUAGGACGAAUCAAGAUGCAGUAUCCAUCGCAUCCUCGAGAUCCUCAUCUCCCCCUAACUCAGUGGAUGCUUUUGCUGAACCUCGUCGUCGCGAGCGUGCAAAUACUCUUGACACACAGUGCCCGGCAGACCUUGAUGCGCUCUUGAACCGUACUGUAUCUGCCAGUACGCAUCACCGACGACCAACAUUCAGUAAUGAAAGCGCUGUUCGAGCGGAUAGUGUAGACCCACGGGUCAACAUGGGCGAGGGUGGAGAUGUCUGUUUUCCUGCACACGAAGAGCUCAGAAAGCCGUCGCUCAUCGAUUUUGAAGAGCUUGAAGAGUUCGCUGCUUUGAAGAAAAAGGCGAACCCACAAACCAACGGCCCAACCCGGCGCAAGCACAGUAUGAGCUCGCAGAGUAAAUACCCACGUAUAUUCCAUGAUUUGCGCCCCAACCCUCAAAAAACUGAAAAGUCACAUACAGGCGUGGAACCGUCUAGCCCCUUGGAAUCUUCAUCAGAGUUUGUGGACAAGACUGACACUGUUGCUGCACAAUUUGGGGGGGCGCCUGUAGAUGCCGUUGAUGAGAAGAGGUUUCUUGAAGUACUUCAGAACGGCAAUGAUCCAACCCGUUUCAGUUUCUUCUCUUCUGAAUUUGAAACUACAAUCCAUGCUGCUGAGAUUGGUGAUUUAAUACUUCCAGGCGACAAUUUCCGUGACCUUUUCGAGCUUGGCCCAGAAGGGGGAGUUUGGUGGCUAGACGUCAAUAACCCAAGCAAAGAUGAGCUUGGUGCAAUUUGCCGUGCAUUCUCGAUCCAUCCCCUUACUGCUGAAGAUAUUAUUACCCAAGAAGCCCGUGAAAAAGUUGAACUAUUUAAACAAUAUUACUUUGUUUGCUUUCGGACUUUCUAUCAAGUUGACAAGUCCAGUGAGGAAUACCUCGAGCCUGUUAACGUGUAUAUGGUCGUGUUUCGCGAAGGAGUUCUCUCCUUCUCGUUCAUUGCCAAUCCUCACGCUUCAAAUGUUCGAAAAAGAAUUGGGAAGUUGAGGGAAUAUGUUUCUUUAAGCAGUGACUGGAUAUGCUAUGCUAUGAUCGACGAUAUUGUUGACAGCUUUGGACCCGUCAUUCGUGACGUGGAGAGGGAAUCUGAGGCGAUUGAAGAUCAUGUCUAUGUUGCCCGGGUGGAAGACUUCAACGUUUUUCUACCCCAAAUUGGUGGUCUCCGGAAGAAAGUUAUGAGUCUUAUGCGUUUGCUUGGUGGUAAAGCGGAUGUGAUUCGAGGCUUCUCUAAGCGCUGCAAUGAGCAGUACUCAGUAACUCCACGGGGAGACAUUGGCCUUUAUCUCGGUGAUAUUCAAGACCAUGUCGUUACUAUGAUGUCGAACCUUGGUCACUUUGAAAAGAUGCUUGGUCGUUCUCACACCAACUACCUUGCCCAGCUCAACGUCACCAAUAUCAUGUUGGGCAAUGAUGUGAAUAGGAUUCUUAGCAAGAUCACUUUCCUGGGUAGUAUCUUGGUCCCGAUGAACUUGAUAUGUGGCCUGUUUGGUAUGAACGUACCAGUACCCGGCGGUGAGCGUGGAGAUUUAACCUGGUUCUUCGGUAUCCUCGGCGUCAUUUUUGGAAUCAUGAUUCUCUGUGUGAUAAUUGCUCGCAGGUAUAAGCUACUCUAA